Molecule: messenger RNA, 5382 nt
Organism: Didymodactylos carnosus
Lineage: Eukaryota; Metazoa; Rotifera; Eurotatoria; Philodinida; Philodinidae
Source: the annotation of a GenBank genome assembly
AUGUCAACGAUCGAGAAAUCCAUUCAAUGGAUUAACAUAUUUAAGAAGGAAUGGAUCGAAGGAAACGUUAAAAAUAUAAUAUUAAGAAAAAAAUUAAUAGAAAAAAUUGUUGAAUUAGAGCUAAUAUUAGAAAAUGGAGUUAGAGAUUUAGAAGAACAACAAAAACGAUCGCAGUUAUUGGUUGAGGGUAAUGAAACAAAUGAGAAAAAACCAUCGACAUCGUCAAUCACAAUUUCUACCACCAAAGCAAGAGCUGAUAAAAGAAAAUAUCGAAGUUCAAGAUCAACUAGAAAUCGUAAAGAAAAAUAUUCAAAAUCGAAAAUAAUCAAAAACCAAACAAAUAGUGAAACUUUUACUGAAGAUUGCGUCAUUCGAAUUAAACGCAUUCCUGAUGCACUUGCCGAAAGCUCAUUUCCAGUUAUCAAUACAACUGACCCAACAAUUCAUCGUCAAUCAACUCAACCCAGUAAAAAUGGAUCGUCGAGAAUUAGUGAAGAAACGAGAAAAAAAAAACUAAAAUCAACAACAAAGUCUGACACAAGUAACUACAAUACUGUCAAAUUAAAACCAAAACAAAAGCAACGUAUUGAGAACAAAUCGCCUGUGAAAUCACCUUUGUCAUUAACGGGAAAUCAAAGUCAAGAAGCUCACUUAGCAAAAGGAGUCAAAAAAGCAAAAACACAUUCGAGAAAACUUCUCUGUUCACAUUCACGUAUUGCUGAUGACAUGUUAGGUUGUUCUACUAAUCAGACUGGUGAAACAGAACGCUUUAUUGGUCCAAAUGGUAUUUUAAAAAAUGGAAGAAAACUCUCCGACAUGUCAUUGAUAGAACCAGAGAAGUCAGUUAUCGUUAUAUCGUCAAACGUGAUUGAUGAAAUGCCGACGCUGUCUGAAAAAGAAAAGGACCAAAAAAAUGAUGUUUCUCCUUCUACAGUGACGACUACUUCAAGCGAUGGUGUUGAUUUAGAGGGAGAAUUAUCAGAUGCACAUUUGAAAAAAAACAAUCAAAUCUCAAUAUCAGUACAUGGGCAAUCAAGAAAACGUUCAAACGAUGGUAAAAUUAAAAAGCAAAUAGAAAAAGAUUUGGAUAUUGGUGAAACAAAUGUAAAAGUUGAUGAGCAAGAAGAACAUGUUGACAUAUCAGAUGAUGAUGAUAAUUCAGAUACACAACGUCUUAAAAGAGCGAAAACAACUGAAGAUGAUGUGAAUGAAAAACGCAUAGAUGAAGAAUCAACACAUUCGUUUGAUGAAUUGCUAGCAAAAAUGAUAGCUGAACAACAGCCGCAAAUACCAUCAUCAACAGAACAAGAUAAUCAACUAGAACGGGGAGAGAAUCAUAGUGAAGCGCUAUUAGUUCCAACAACGAUGAUUAAUUCAUUAUCAACAUCAUCAUAUUUAGCCAUGAAAGACGGUGAGAUUUUAACAACAUUAUCACAAUUCAAUACAUAUCUUCCAGAUAAUAUAGUACCAGAUUAUGAUGGGAAUAAAGAAGAUAAUUUAAUAGACGCAAGUGUGCUGUACGUGUAUCUGGAGAAUGAAAAUGAACCAGUUGCGAAAAAACGACGACGAAAUUCUGAUGGAGAUAGUUCACCAAUUAAAAGAAAACCUAUACGUGGAUUAGCUAGAAAACAAUUAACUGUGUCUUCUACAUCAGAUGAUGAUGAUGAUGAUGAUGACAAUAAUAACAAAAAUAAUAUUUUGGAAAACAAUAAAUUAUUAAAUAAGAAAAAACGUGUGGUUGUUAAACGUUCAUCUCCAUCCAGUGACAGUGAGUCAUCCGAUAAUAAAAAGCAAAGAUUAAGAAAAGGAACGAUGGAUAAUGAACGACGAUCGGUAUUAAAAUUAACUCAUAAAAAAUCAACACCAAAAAAGAAGAUUAAAAUUGCCAAUGAUGUAAUUAACUUGGAUACAGCAACGAUUCAUGUUCAAGAGAAUAGUAUUAAUGAUAAUAAUGAUGAAACAACAUCUGAGAAUGAGAAUAAUGAUGAUAAAGAUGAUGAUGAUGAAUUAUCAACGAAAAAAGGUCGAAAAAAUAUUCGAAAAAUAAUCAAAGAUAAACAAUUACAAGAACGAACAAAAUCAGCUGUUGAAGCUGAGAAAGAACGACGAAGAAGAAUUGAACAAAAACAAAAAGAAUAUAAUAAAAUAUUGUUAAAUCAAUCUGGUUAUUUAGAACAAAAUAAAGAUAAUAUGAAUAAAAAAUUGAUAUUAGAAAUGAAUAAAGAAACAAAUGAAUCAUUAAUUGAACUUGAUCGAAAAUUAGUGCAAAGUAUGAAACAACAUCAGUUAGAAGGCGUACAAUUCCUAUGGAACAAUUUGUUUGAAUCGCUAGCUGCUAUCAAUGACAAACGACAUAAAACACAUCACGGAAAUGGGGCAUUAUUGGCUCAUUGUAUGGGCUUAGGCAAAACUUUACAAGUUAUAUCGUUUAUUCAUACACUAUUUAAACAUGAAACACUCACUCACGUUCGAACAUGUGUCAUUUUGUGUCCAAUUAAUGCUGCCUUAAAUUGGAGUACCGAAUUUGAACAUUGGCUUGAAAAUAUUGAACCAAAAAUUAAUGUUUAUCAAAUAACAUCCAUGAAACUAAAUGCACGUAUUCCACAAUUAAAUUAUUGGAUGGAAAAUGGUGGUGUAGUAAUCAUGGGUUACGAAAUGUAUCGUCGUUUAGCUACAGGCAUUGGUAUUAGAAAAAAACAAUCAAAAUUAAAAGCAUAUGAAUGUUUGGUAGAUCCAGGACCGGAUAUUAUCGUGUGUGAUGAAGGACACAUAUUAAAAAAUUCUCAAACAGCUCUCGCUAAAGUUGUUAACCAAGUAAAAACAUCUCGUCGAAUUGUCUUAACAGGUACACCAUUACAAAAUAAUUUAAUCGAAUAUUUUUGUAUGGUAAAUUUUAUUAAACCAAAUUUACUUGGUACACAACAAGAAUUUGUUAAUCGUUUUGUUAAUCCAAUACAAAAUGGUCAACAUCGUGAUAGUAGUAUGGAUGAUGUUAAAAUUAUGAAACGUCGUGCUUGUGUUUUACAUGACUUGUUAACUGGUUGUAUUGAUAGACGUGACUAUUCUUUAUUAAAAACUUAUCUACCACCCAAAUUUGAAUACAUAAUUACAAUACGAAUGUGUGAUCUUCAACAAACAUUAUACGAAAUGUAUUUGAAACGUGAAAUUGAUGAACAAUCAACAUCAGCUGUAUCAAAAAAAAAUUUUCAAAGUACAAAAUUAUUUGCAGAUUAUCAGUACUUAAUGAAGAUAUGGACUCAUCCGUUUAUAUUGAGACCACAUUUUAUUGAUCAAUAUCGAAGACGUUUGAUGAAUGAUUUGUUUGAGGAUGAUGAAGAAGAACCUGAAGCAAUAUUCACUGAUGAAGAAGUAGAAGAAAAUGGAAGAAAACGGAAGAAAAAGAAAUCAUCGAAGAAACAAACAGAUGAUAUUGAAGAAAUAGAAUAUUUUGAUACUGAUAUAACAACAGAUAAUCAAGGUUUUAUGAUAGAUAAUAUUAACGAUAGUGUUGAAACGCAUUCAAACAAUAAGUCAGUAACAAAUGUUAAUUCAAAACAAAAAAAACGAAAAAGAUCAUCGUCUACGACAACAUCUAUAUCUUCAUUAUCUACAACUUCAUCGGAUAUUGGAGAAAUUGAUCUUCAGAACAUAAAUAAUAAUCAAGAAUCAGAUGAAAAUAGCGGAGACGAAAUUGUCGUUCGUCGAACAACACGUAGUCGCGCUACAAUCGAGAAUAAGUCAGCAACGAAAAAGAGAUCAACAAUGAUGAAUAUCAAAAAUUCGGAUAUAUUUGAUACUGGCGUUGAUGAUGAUACAAUUGUUAUUGAUCCAGAAAUGAAUGGUAGUGGCACAGAUGUUGAUGAAAAAACAGAACAAGAAAAAGAAAUCGAUCCAUGGAUGAAUGAAAUGCGUGAACAGUGGUGGUUUCCAUUUGUAGAAGAUAACAAUGAUGAGUUCAAUUUACAAUUAAGUGGAAAAAUGACACUUUUAAAAUCAAUUUUAGAAAAAUGUUAUGAUAUUGGUGAUAAAAUUUUGUUAUUUAGUAGAAGUUUAUAUACAUUGAAUUAUAUUGAAAAAUUUUUAAAACAUAUUCAUAUGGAAAAUGAAAAAAUUUAUAAUGAAAAAUUAGAUAAACGUCAACAACUUAUCAAAUUAUUAGAAAACAAUAAUAAUACUGAAAUGGAACGUAGACAAAAUGAAAAUUGUACAACAACAACAAUAACAACAGGUAUUGGUCGAAUACUCGAAGAUAUACCAGAAUCCAUACAAUGGAUAAAAGAUAAUGAUUAUUUUCGUAUGGACGGUUCAACAGAUGUUCAAUUACGUAAACGUUAUGCAAGUUUAUUCAAUGAUGAAACAAAUUCGAGAGCAAGAUUAUUUUUAAUAUCAACAUUGGCUGGCGGAAUAGGUAUUAAUUUGGUUGGAUCAAAUCGUGUUAUUGUCUUUGAUGCAUCAUGGAAUCCAAGUGUUGAUAUCCAAGCAAUUUUCCGAUCGUAUCGUUUUGGCCAAACGAAGCCUGUUUAUAUCUAUCGUUUUUUAGCACAUGGUACAAUGGAAGAAAAGAUUUAUCAACGACAAGUUGUCAAACAAUCAUUAUCACAACGUGUUAUUGAUGAUCAUCAAUUGACAAGACAUUUUUCUGAAGCUGAUAUCAAAGAAUUAUACAAUUUCACUCCAGAAUCAUUGCCACCCGUCAAAUCUGAACAAGAAAUAAAAAAUGAUGUCAAUUUUCCUCUACCAAAGGAUCAUCUAUUAACCGAUUUAUUAUAUGAACAUAAUCAAUGGAUACAUAGUUAUCAUAGUCAUGAUUCAUUAUUAGAAAAUCGUUUAGAUGAAGGUUUAAGUGCUGAUGAGAAAAAAAUUGCCAUUGAAGAAUAUGAAAAUUUACAAAAACAUCCAGAUCAUUAUCAACAACGUCUUACACAACAACAUUUAGAUCAAAAAUGUUUAAAUGAAAUGAUACAACGUCAAUAUAUGCCUAUGAUGGCAACAAGUCAAAAUCCAAGUUUAUUAGCAGCAACAACAACUUCAAUAACUAAUCCAUAUUUAUUAACAGCACAUGAUAUAUUUCAACAAUUACUCGGAAACAUACGAGAAAAUGAGCGUGUAAAAUUUGAUAUGGAAAAACUUGCACAUUAUGCAUAUAAUCAAGCAAUUCAACUCAAACAUGAACGACAAAUACAUUUACAAAAUAAUAGUAAUAUACCAGCAAGACAACAAGAAACAGAUCAUCAAUUAAAAACACAACGAUAUGAUGUAAAUGGAACUAUCGAUUUAUCAUCUAAAACUGUACAUCCACAAAACUCAACGAAUAACGAUAAUAAUGAUGUUAUUAUGUUAGACAAUAGUGAUGAUGAGGAUGUUACAAGUAUAGCAGUAUAA